Molecule: messenger RNA, 954 nt
Organism: Haemonchus placei
Lineage: Eukaryota; Metazoa; Nematoda; Chromadorea; Rhabditida; Trichostrongylidae
Source: the annotation of a GenBank genome assembly
AUGAUCGGUUCCAAUCAAGCUAUGGCUUCUACUCGUGUGGAGAGUGCAAAGAUUGAGGAGCCUCCACCACCACCACCUGCACCUCCAGCGCCUCCGGCACCUCCAGUGCCUCCAGCACCUCCAGGACCUUCAACACCUCCAGCUCCUCCAGUGGAGCCUGAGAAGGAGAAGGAAUCACCGAAAAAGGAACCUGAAGUGACGAAGAAUAUCAUUGAGGAACAUGCUAUCGUUGAGCAACCACCGAGUGAAUCGCCCAUCAGGGAGGAGCCUAUGGCGAAAGAGCAAGAAGAACCUGAAGAAGUCACCAGGCAGAAAUCAGUUGAAGCUGAAGAGCCAGAACCAACGUCGGAGCCCGUCAGUGAAGAACAACCAAGUCCAUCGAAGAGCAAACCGAGUGAAGAAGAAGAACAAGAAGGAGCGAAAGAAGAAGAGCAGGAAAGCCCCAGUAAAGGAUCGAUAGCAAGUCAAACUAAGCGAGCCAGCAUUGAGAAGCCGUUACCGACCAGUUUAUCAAACAACGACACAACUUGUAAGCGAGAUUCUUUGCGAAGCGAGGAAUGCAGAAAAGAGUCGGGUCCAUUGAUAGUAUCGGACGUAUCCAGUUCAGAAGCUUAUGAAGACGAACCCAGCACCUCUACGGCUCAGUGCCCUUCUACAUCUACUGGACCAAAAAUUUCACCAUCAACGAGUGCUGCUGAACUUCCAAAAGAUUCGGAUGAUGAGGAAGAAGAAAGUAGAUUCGGCUACACUCAGGGUAAACUGAAGCGGAAAUAUGGGCAUCUAAGCGGCGACGUAUUACUGGUAUCAUGUGAACGAGUUCCCGAAGCAGGACUGGGUAUAUCGUUGGCUGGGAAUCGUAAUCGUGAAAAGUACAACACAUUCGUGCUUUCCGUGAAAGUACAAUGUCCGCUGACUGUACGGGCGGGAGAUGAACUGCUAGAGGUCAGCUUAUGA